UCAAUAUGGACGAGUCAUUGGCGCAUCCUUCUAGAAAGAUUCUCCUGGUCGUCACCACUGGAGGCUUUACCCAUGCCAGUCCCGUCUUCGAGAUAGGCCGCGUGCUGUCCGAGCGAGGCCACAGGAUUGAAUUCGCCACUCUCGACGGCCAGGAACACUGGAUCAAGGGUUAUGAGUUCAUCUCCAAGAUCCAUCCUCUCGGUCCAGGGCCAACUGCCGAGCAGCUCAACGCGCAUUAUCUGCGCAUGCGAUCGUGGGACAUGUCCAAGGGCAUCAACAUGGACUCCAAGUAUAUGUUUGAUUCCUUCUGGCCGCAGACAUACCGCGGGUUGAAAGCCAUCAUGGAGGAUCCCGCGACGCGACCUGCCAUGAUGGUCGGUGACUUCUUCGUCGACGCCGUCAAGGAUAUGCUCGUCGAGUACCGUAUUCCCAUCGCCAUGGUCUGGCCGAACAUGCCGUUCCUCAUGAUGCCGUGCAAGUACAUUCCUGGUGAACCGGGCUUUCAGAUCGAUGGUACGACGACGUCAGAGAAUGCGUCCAUGUGGCUGCGCAUCAAGAACGAACUGGUCCCAGUCCUCAGUCUGCCCACCAUCAUCAAGUGGAUGAAAUGGACUGGCCAGAUGCGCCGUCGGACUGGUGUGACUUAUCCUGUACAUAAGAUCCAGAAACCAGACUAUCUCAUCUUCGUCAACUCUUUCUUUGGUCUUGAGAUUCCUCGUGAUCUUCCCCCGACUUGUGCAGCUGUCGGACCGCUGCUGAGUGAUACGUAUGCUGCUCUGGAUGGAGAGUUGGAUACCUUCCUUUCGCAGCACAAAUCGGUCAUUUAUAUUGCACUCGGAACGCACAUCAUCGUGUCUAACCACGAGGCAACAAAGAUCAUCAAUGCUCUCAUCCGCCUUUUGGAAGCGCAGUUAAUCGACGGAGUCAUCUGGGCCGUGGCCCAGAGUGGUCGACAGGACUUGGAUGUUGACAGUACAUUCCAGACCAGCAAGAGACAAUUACGACUGGGCGACCUGCUCGAUGGCCACCAUCCAGACUGGAUGUUCUCCUUCUUCGCACCACAGCGAGCCAUUCUCGACCACGAAUCCACCAAGAUCUACUUCACCCACGGCGGGGGAUCCAGUGCCAACGAAGGCCUCUUCCACGGUAAGCCAAUGCUGUCGAUGGGUAUAUUUGGCGAUCAGAUUCAAAACACCACUCGCCUCGUGGCUGGUGGCGUGGCUGAAUCCCUGAACAAGUAUCACUUCACCUCCGACGAGCUGUACACCAAAGCGCAGGACAUCAUCCGUGAUGAAGAUGGAACUUUCCAUCGCAACGCUCUGCGCAUGAUGCGUAUUGCCCACGUGGCCUCUCGCCGCAAGUACCACGCAGGCGAUCUGAUCGAGGAGAUGAUGUACGACAAUGAGCUGCGCUUCAAAGAUGGCAAAGAGUUGCGUCCGAUGCAUCUGCAGACGGCGGAUAUGCGCAUGCCUGCAUACAAGGCCAAGAACUGGGAUAUGUAUGCUGUCUUCGCGGUGGGAUUUGCUGCGAUGGUUGCAUCGACUGCGUUCGGGGGUAAGUGGCUGUGGAGGAACAGAAAUGUGAUAGAGCCAGUUACAUCUUUCCUGGGUAGUUAGAAGUGGUUUAAGAGUAUUCAGUAUAGAGUCAGAUCCGCACUGAGUGCAUAGUAAAUGGAUAUCUUCUACAAAUAACGUAUCAAUUACUGC
Molecule: messenger RNA, 1706 nt
Organism: Aspergillus wentii DTO 134E9
Lineage: Eukaryota; Fungi; Ascomycota; Eurotiomycetes; Eurotiales; Aspergillaceae
Product: glycosyltransferase
Exons: 2
Coding region: 6-1616 (536 amino acids)
Molecular function (GO): UDP-glycosyltransferase activity
Source: RefSeq, a predicted model, not a curated record